Molecule: messenger RNA, 2686 nt
Organism: Paramacrobiotus metropolitanus
Lineage: Eukaryota; Metazoa; Tardigrada; Eutardigrada; Parachela; Macrobiotidae
Product: cytoplasmic dynein 1 intermediate chain 2-like
Exons: 12
Coding region: 464-2431 (655 amino acids)
Biological process (GO): transport along microtubule
Cellular component (GO): cytoplasmic dynein complex
Molecular function (GO): dynein heavy chain binding; dynein light chain binding
Source: RefSeq, a predicted model, not a curated record
UUGGUACGCAAUUCGUAUUUUUUCGUAUGAAAUUAUUGAAAUAAAAAUUACAGGAAAAUGUUCUUGCAGUUCAAAAGGGUCUGGAACUCUGGCAAUUAUAUACCGAUAAUUCGAUUAAAGGGUUACGGUAAAAUUUAAUGCGGCAUUGGUUAAAACCCUUUACAAAAUUGCCGUGUUUUGACUUGGUUUCGUUUUACGCCUUUGUAGCCCUCGGCCGAUUGUGAGCUUACGACUGUUCCUUUGACUUCGAGCCCCUAACCUAAUUCCUUAAGAUUUGAUACCACUGGGCUUGUCGGAUCAUCCUUACAGCUUAUUUACUUCCUUGUGCUGACAUAUAUUGCGGCUACCAUAUCGUGUGGACUGUGGAGUUUGUCUGGAUUUUGACAUCUGGAAGCUUUUGCACGGUUUUCUGCACGCUCGAGGCUUAGUAGCUUCCACAGGACCAAAUAUUACGGAUCUCAACAUGGAUUCAGCGAGGCAGCGAAAAGAAGAGCUUCUGCGAAAGCGGGAGAAGGUGGAGGAAAUGCGCCGGAAUAAACAGAUUGGUGGCAACUAUCCUGCUCAGGCUGACCGUGCAGAACAACUUCCGGCGGCUGACGAUCCCGAUGAGAUUUUAAAGAAAGUCGGCAUUGAAAUGGCCGCAGCAUUCCCGCGCUCGUACGCAGCGGGAGAUGGACCAAGGAAUGCGGUCAAUGGAGAACUGUUGCCGCUGGGAGCGAAUCAGGGCGACGGUAUUGCUCCGAUUAAUCCGACACCAUUUACCCGACCAGUGACAGUGGAUAAAAGUGUGUCGACCGAUGUUGGCACAGAGGUUUCGAAUGGGGAAGCAAAACCCAGAGAAACUGUUUCGUACAGUAAGGAAACGCAGACCAGCGGUCUGGAACGGACGGAGCAUGCAAGUGGAAUACAUGAUUAUUACGUGCUGCAUUAUGACGAUGGCGGCCCAACGGAGGAGUUUACCACUGCUAUUUCCAAUGUCUACGAUAUAGAAUCCAUGAAACGUAGUCAGCAUUUUGGACCUACGAAGCCAGCCGUAGAACAGAUGCAGAGUGUAGAUGAAGAGCAUGAUCUGAAGCAAUCAUUGCCCGAGCUUACCGCGGAGCAGAAACAGGAGAUGAUGUUAUCCGAAGACUUCCGCCGAUUUUUUGAUAAAACCGCACGAAUAGUGGAGAGAUCGCUCGCUGAAGAUGAUCGCGGAAUCGAUAUUUUUAAGGAUUAUAAAGGAGAAGAUUUGGACACUUUGGAAGCUGACGACAGCGUUGGCCUGAAGGUGACAUUACAACGAGUUUUCAUCGACGAAAAGAACGUCAACGGCCGGGGCGUAUCGUGCAUGGACAUAUCUCCCCAUUUCCCCGAACUAGUCAUUGCGUCAUACCAUAAUCCUGAAGAAUAUUCAACAGAUCCUGGGGGUUUAGCGAACAUUUGGAACCUCCGCUUCAAAAAGUCAUCACCCGAAGAUGUUUUCCGUUGUCAUUCGACACUAACAGCGGUAUCCUUUGCUGAAUUUCAUCCCAACCUUAUACUGGGUGGAACCUAUUCAGGGCAGAUAGUUGUAUGGGACAAUCGUACCAGCAAGAGGACGCCCAUCAAUAAAAGCCAAGUGGCAGUUUCAACGCACUGCCAUCCCGUUUUCUUCGUGAAAGUAAUGGGAACGUCACAUGCCCACAAUUUGGUUACGGCUUCCACGGAUGGGCGCAUUUGUACUUGGAGUUUAGAUAUGUUAUCGCAGCCGCAAGAACUCCUGGAUUUGCAAGCCAAACAGGCCAAAGUCUCAACAACAUGUCUUUCAUUUCCGCCAGGGAAUCAUAACAAUUUUCUGGCCGGUGCCGAGGAAGGAGCGGUUUAUGCUGGUUGUCGGCAUGGCAGUAAAUCGGGAAUCGUAGAAUCGUAUGAGAACCAUUACGGACCGGUGACAUCUGCGUCGUUCCAUCCCAAACAGGAUUCACCAGACUUCGCCCAUUUAUUUUUGACUUCUUCCUAUGAUUGGACCGUCAAACUGUGGUCUCUAAAGGAUAAGAAACCGAUCUAUUCAUUUGAAGCAUCUAGUGACAAUGUGUAUGAUGCCAAAUGGUCACCCGCCAAUCCCGCUAUUUUUGCCACGAUCGAUGGCGGAGGCAGUCUUGAUUUCUGGAACCUAAAUCAAGAUACAGAAAUUCCAGUGCUGAGAAUACCAAUCGAAGGUGCAUCUUCGGCUAGCAGGCUUCAGUGGACUCCAAGCGGUCAGCAACUCCUUGUAGGAGACAACUCUGGACGUUUGCACGUGUUCGAUGUUAAAGAGACGCACGGCUAUCGAUCCGAGGAUUCUAAUCAUUUGAAACGUACGAUUCAAGAACUGAAACAAAGAUCGUUAGCCAGUGAUGAAGCCGAAGCGACCAAUGCCGCCAUUUCGAGCACCCAUUCUUUGUUAGAUAUGCUGGUCACCGCACGGUGACUGUAGCAAGUUAUCAUGUUGAUAGCAGUUGCGGUGUUGAUGUUUAAACUGAUACAGCUAAUUUUAUAUUUUGUUUUUUACUUCCUGGUCCCUGCUGAUCUUGUGCAAGUUCAAGUGCAAAAUUUUAAAGAUCUUAGCUUGCCCGUAUCUUUCAACCCAGUUCUGAAGCUUUUACCCCUGUUGUAAAACAUUGCUAUUAAUUUUUAUCAAUUUUUGUGGCCACACUUCAAGGUGAAUAAUACCAAUGUUGAUAUA